Lolium rigidum is the source of this 1893-nucleotide messenger RNA. Its product is annotated as probable glycosyltransferase 2. Gene Ontology annotation, cellular component: endosome; trans-Golgi network; membrane. Gene Ontology annotation, biological process: xyloglucan biosynthetic process. The record is from RefSeq and is a predicted model, not a curated record. Gene Ontology annotation, molecular function: hexosyltransferase activity. Bases 231 to 1661 code for a protein of 476 amino acids. The transcript has a single exon. NCBI's taxonomy places the organism in Eukaryota, Viridiplantae, Streptophyta, Magnoliopsida, Poales, Poaceae.
CUCUCUCUCUCUUCCAAUUCCAAAUCGCCGCCCCACACCCUCGUCUCGUCCCGGUUCCCCACCCUACCCAGCCUCCGAUUCCGAUCCCAUCUCACGCCGCCGCGCUCAUGUGACACUCCCUCCCGCUCUCGCGCUCACUCACACUCCCACCGCCAGCCAGCCCGCCGUCCCAAUUUCAACCCUCCGAGAUUGGGCGCACCUAAUAAAUCCCCCGCCUUGGAAUCGGGGGCAUGGGCCAGGAGGGGAUGGGGUACACCAGCGCCAAGGCCGGCGGCGGCGGCGGCGGAGGGGCCCUCCCCAUGUCAGCGGCUCGGGCGCGGGGGGCGUCGCCGCUCAACGCCCACCACCGCUCGCGCAAGAUCACCCGCACCUUCAACAACAUCAAGAUCACCGUGCUCUGCGGCCUCGUCACCAUCCUCGUCCUCCGGGGCACCAUCGGCCUCAACCUCUCCCUCCCCUCCCACCCCUCCGACGCCGACGCCCUCGCCGGCGCCAAGGCCGUCGAGGACAUCGACCGCAUCCUCCGCGAGAUCCGCACCGACUCCGACCCCGCCGACACCGACCUCCUGGACGACGCCGCCGCCAAACCCAUCAACGCCACCUCCCUCACCGCCUCGGAGGCGGCCGCGGCCUACGCCGCCGCGGUAGCGAACUACGCGCUCGGCCCCAAGAUCCACGACUGGGACGACCAGCGCCGGCGCUGGCUCGACCAAAACAAAGGCUUCCCAUCCACCGCCCCCGACGGCAAGCCCAAGAUCCUGCUCGUGACCGGCUCGCAGCCAGGGCCCUGCGACAACGCGCUCGGCGACCACUACCUGCUCAAGACAACCAAGAACAAGAUCGACUACUGCCGCCUCCACGGCAUCGAGAUCGUGCACAACCUCGCGCACCUCGACACCCAGCUCGCCGGCUACUGGGCCAAGCUGCCGCUCAUCCGCCGCCUCAUGCUCUCGCACCCGGAGGUCGAGUGGAUCUGGUGGAUGGACAGCGACGCGCUCUUCACCGACAUGGCCUUCGAGCUGCCCCUCGACCGCUACCACGGCCGCAACCUCGUCAUCCACGGCUACCAGGACCUCCUCUUCGACAAGCACUCCUGGAUCGCGCUCAACACCGGCAGCUUCCUCUUCCGGAACACCCAGUGGUCGCUCGACCUACUCGACGCCUGGGCGCCCAUGGGGCCCAAGGGCUUCAUCCGCGAGGAGGCCGGCAAGAUUCUCACCGCCUACCUCAAGGGCCGCCCCGCGUUCGAGGCCGACGACCAGUCCGCGCUCAUAUACCUCCUGCUCUCCCAGAAGGACAAGUGGAUGGACAAGGUCUUCAUAGAGAAUUCCUACUACCUGCACGGCUUCUGGGCGGGGCUGGUGGACAAGUACGAGGAGAUGAUGGAGAACCACCACCCGGGCCUCGGGGACGAGCGCUGGCCGUUCGUCACGCACUUUGUCGGAUGCAAGCCGUGCGGGAGCUACGGCGAUUAUCCCGUGGAGCGCUGUCUCAAGAGUAUGGAGAGAGCGUUCAACUUUGCCGAUAACCAGGUGCUGCGACUCUACGGGUUUGGCCAUAAGGGGCUGGAGAGCCCCAAGAUCAAGAGGAUCAGAAGCCAGACCACCAGGCCGAUUAACGACAAGGAGAACCUUGAUGUCAAGGCCAAGAUGAUGUCUUGAAGCUCGGCCAUAAGGCAAUAGCAUAGGCUCUCUCCAAGGUCAGAGCAUUUUGUUACUUGGGAUGUUGUUUAGUUCCUGCUAUUUUUUCUUCUUCUUUCCUUUUUUGUUUCACGGGUUUUUCAUGUUAUGUGUAAUAGUUAGAGAUUGCACAAGCUAUGUUUCUCAUCAACUUAUUAAACACGAUUGUAUUCUAGCUCAAAUCAGAUGAAAAUAGCAUCACUUUUCUACCGUA